Molecule: messenger RNA, 1728 nt
Organism: Nerophis lumbriciformis (worm pipefish)
Lineage: Eukaryota; Metazoa; Chordata; Actinopteri; Syngnathiformes; Syngnathidae
Source: RefSeq, a predicted model, not a curated record
AUGACUACUUCAUGGAGUGACCGACUUCAGAAUUACGCAGACCUUCCUGCCAACAUGGACAGAAUGACAAUGAAAAAAUACAGACGAGAGCCCUACCAUAGUUUCAAGAUCGCUAGUAACACAAACUUCUGUGUCUUCUCUAGAGUGUUUGUCAACAGAAGCUUGGCAAUGGAGAAGAUUAAGUGCUUUGGCUUUGAUAUGGAUUACACUUUGGCAGUGUAUAAAUCACCAGAAUAUGAGUCGCUUGGAUUUGAGCUGACAGUGGAGCGUCUGGUUUCCAUCGGUUAUCCCCAGGAGCUGUUCAGCUUCGUCUACGAUCCAUCCUUUCCUACCAGGGGCCUUGUUUUUGACACCAUGUAUGGGAACCUGUUGAAGGUUGACGCCUACGGUAAUAUUCUGGUCUGCGUCCACGGAUUCAACUUCCUCAGAGGCCCCGAGAUCCGUGAGCGCUACCCAAACAAGUUCAUCCAAAGGGAUGAUACUGAGCGCUUUUAUAUUCUUAACACACUCUUUAACCUACCGGAGACGUACCUCUUUGCAUGUUUAGUGGAUUUCUUCUCCAACUGUGAUAGAUACACAAGCUGCGAGACUGGCUUUAAGGACGGUGACCUUUUCAUGUCUUACAAGAGCAUGUUCCAGGAUGUCCGCGAUGCUGUUGACUGGGUCCACUUUAAGGGAACAUUAAAGGAGAAAACUGUGGAAAACCUCGAGAAGUAUGUUGUGAAAGAUGGAAAGUUGCCUCUCCUGCUCAGCCGGAUGAAUGAAGUUGCCAAAGUGUUUUUGGCUACCAACAGUGAUUACAAGUACACUGAUAAAAUCAUGACCUACCUGUUUGACUUCCCGCAUGGUCCAAAGCCUGGUACUUCACACAGACCAUGGCAGUCUUACUUUGACCUCAUCUUAGUGGAUGCCAGAAAGCCGCUGUUCUUCGGUGAAGGGACGGUCCUUCGACAAGUGGACACGACCACAGGUCGACUCAAGAUUGGCACCUACACAGGACCCCUGCAGCAUGGAAUCGUCUACUCCGGAGGCUCCUCAGACAUUGUGUGCGACUUGCUCGGGGCCAAAGGCAAGGAUAUUGUGUACAUUGGAGACCAUAUUUUUGGAGACAUACUCAAGUCCAAGAAACGCCAAGGGUGGAGGACGUUCCUAGUUAUUCCUGAACUCGCCCAAGAGCUGCACGUGUGGACCGACAAGAGUUCUUUGUUUGAGGAACUGCAAGGUCUGGACAUUUUCUUGGCAGAACUAUACAAGCAUCUGGACAGCAGCAGCAACGAAAGGCCUGAUAUCAGCACUAUUCAGAGAAGAGUCAAGAAAGUCACCCAUGACAUGGACAUGUGCUACGGCAUGAUGGGCAGCCUUUUCCGCAGCGGCUCCAGGCAGACUCUGUUUGCCUCCCAAGUGAUGCGAUACGCAGAUCUCUACGCAGCUUCCUUCAUCAACCUGCUCUAUUAUCCGUUCAGCUACCUCUUCAGAGCUGCACAUGUACUUAUGCCCCACGAGUCGACGGUGGAGCACACGCACGUGGACAUUGCCGCCGAGUCGCCGAUGGCCACACGCAACCGCAACCACUGUAGCGACUGCAAAGAACUGGAAUGCAAACGCAACCAGUUGACCCGCUCAUUCAGUGAGAUCAAGCCUCCCAACCUGUUCCCUCAGACACCGCAGGAGAUCACCCACUGCCACGAUGAAGAUGAUGAUGAGGAGGAGGAAGAAGAAGAGGAGUAA